This is a messenger RNA of Gastrolobium bilobum, 1023 nucleotides long. RefSeq names its product transcription factor MYB39-like. Bases 1 to 1023 code for a protein of 340 amino acids. The record is from RefSeq and is a predicted model, not a curated record. Lineage: Eukaryota; Viridiplantae; Streptophyta; Magnoliopsida; Fabales; Fabaceae. The transcript is spliced from 3 exons.
AUGGGGCAUCAUUCUUGCUGCAACAAGCAGAAGGUCAAAAGAGGGUUAUGGUCACCUGAAGAAGAUGAAAAACUCAUCAACUACAUCACAACUUAUGGACAUGGUUGCUGGAGCUCUGUCCCAAAACUUGCAGGCCUUCAGAGGUGUGGAAAGAGUUGCAGAUUAAGAUGGAUAAAUUAUCUAAGACCUGAUUUGAAACGUGGAAGCUUCUCUCCUCAAGAAGCAGCCCUCAUUAUCGAACUCCAUAGUAUUCUAGGCAACAGGUGGGCUCAGAUAGCAAAGCACUUACCUGGAAGAACAGAUAAUGAGGUGAAAAACUUUUGGAAUUCAAGCAUAAAGAAGAAGCUCCUUUCUCAUGAUGUUGCUCCUUCUUUAGCCACAUUUUCUCAUGAUAUUCAUGUCCCUGCAGCCAAUGUUUCUGUUGAAAGUUUCUUCCCUUUAACUGACAACCCAAUCCUAAACUCUCAUCAUCAUCAUAACCUAGACCAGCUAUUCCUUCCCAUCACAUCCCCAAUCCUACAAGGUUUUGAUCAUAAUGAUAUCAAGAUAGACAUUAACAAUUAUAAUUCCAAUUUCCUACAUAUUCAGAAUCCAAUGCCAGAAACUAUACCAUCCAAUCCAUCUUCCUAUGAAGAUACAUGGUCAUUGGGCUGCGUACCUAUUCUUCUUAAUCCAAGUCAAGAAAAUCAAAUUACCAAAAGUGAUACCACCCCACAUUAUAUUGUUGAGAAAUUCAUCAAUAUUCCAAGUACAUGGCAGCAUUAUGACUGUCACUUGGUGGAACCCAUUGUGCCAAAAGUCUGUGAGAGAAUUGAGGAUUAUGUUUGUAGCAUCCCAUAUUCUUCUUCUUCUUCACAAGAACAUGAGGCUCUUGCAAGAAUUCAGUGUGAUGCACCUGGUAUUUUUCCACAAGAUCAAACUGUGACAACCAAUCAAGUGGAGCACAUUGAUGCCCUCAUGUCAUCGUUACCAUCCUUAACAACAUCUUCAUUGUCAGUAUCAUUCUACCAAGUAGACAAUUAG